Molecule: messenger RNA, 6921 nt
Organism: Prorocentrum cordatum
Lineage: Eukaryota; Dinophyceae; Prorocentrales; Prorocentraceae
Source: the annotation of a GenBank genome assembly
AUGGCGAGUGGAGAUAAUUACAACAGCGCGGCGGAUCCCAAGAUACCGGCGCUGAAGGGCGAGACCCUGGAGGACUUCACAAGGCACAAGAGGGCAGUGCAGGCGGCGGAGCUAGGACGUGAAUCUAAGGAACAACGCGCCGCCCUAGGCCCGAAGCUGCAUCGGAACCUCCUCGGCGCGGACAAGUGUAUCAGCGUGCUGAUCGAGCAAACGGAUCCGAGGGACUACGCUGUCGAGGACGGUGCGAAUGUGCUGCUCAAGUUUCUAGAGACCGAGCGCUUUGCGAAGAACAGUUUCCGUGAGUUGCCUAACGCGUUCGACGCUCUCUUCGACCUCACGCACUUCGGGGGGAAAAGCGAGGAGCCCAUGGCAGCGUUCUGCACGGCCAUGGAGGUGGCGAGGCGGAACUUAGAGGAGGUGGACCCGGACACGAAGAUUUGUCCGAAUGAGCUCGGGCACUACACGCUGAAGCGCAGCAGUCUGGGCAAUGACGAGCGCAACCUGGUGAUAGCGAGGGCGGACGAUACGUUCAAUUUCAUCAAAAUCUCAACGACGCUGAAGAACCUCUUCCGUCGCGGUGGAAGCAGGCUCCGAGGACAAGGCACUAGGGCGGUCUGGAAGUGGACGGCGCACGCGAACGAAACCGAGACUGGACAAACUGACGCAGAAGACCCGCACAACGGGGAGCACUGGGUCCAGGACGACGACGGGUACUGGUACGAGUGGGACGACGAUCGCGGGUCUACGCGCGACUGGGACAGCAGUCACCUGUUCUACCUCGAGGACGAAGCUGACGCGUUCUUGGCUGGAGAAGACGACGAUUACCACAAGACCCUGGUCACGAUGCGAGAGAGCCGCCUCAAGAUGAACAAACGACGGGCGGCGAUGGGAUUCUUCACGGGAAGGAUCGACGGCGUCGUGGGCGAGAGCGCGGCAGCCAGCGGUCACGCAGCUGGCAAGAAUAGCGGGGAAGGCAAAGGCAGGGGCAAGAACGGCGGCAAGUCGAAGGACACGCGCUGCAACAGGUGCGGCCGGAUGGACCACAACGCAUCGGGGCGCCCAGCCAGCGGGCCAUCGGGGAAGCCAGCCAUGGGCGAGGGCCGCUGCAAGGGGUCGAAGUCAGCCCCUCGUCCACGACGGCUUGGUUUCUUUGCGGUGAGCGCUCUGGCGUGCGCAGCGCCGUCUUGCAUGGGCGUCAGACAGCAGCUGCGAGGCCCGAACCUGAACCGCGUAUACAUGCGUUCCGAAACGGAUUACGGCAUCAUGAUGGUGAACCUGGAUACAGAUCCGUUUGCGCCGGACAGGCCCGAGCUCGAGGCGAUGAUCUCAAGCGACGUCGCGCCGGCGCCCCUGGUGGACAGCGGGGCCUCGAUUGCAGUUGCAGGCCGCGGAUUGCUUCAUCGCGUCGAGGCGGAGCUCGCGAAGUACGGUCUGGAGCCCAUCAAGGUGGAGGCCCGCCAGCAGUUCAAGGGACGCGGCGGAGCACAACGUGAGUCAAAGCAAAGGUGGAUCAUCCCGGUGGGCAUCGGGAAGAAGCAUGCGCCGCAGGAGCACUUCGAGAUCCCCGGCGGCAUGGGGCUGCUGAAGCCACCUGGUGGGCAUGCCGGCCUCGACCUCUUCGACCGCGACCUCGAGUUGCACGAGUCGGAGCCACUCUUCGAGAGGUUCCGCGUGCACGAGAUGCAGCUCGAGCCAGACGCGUUCCCGGUCGCGAAGACGCUGCAGGAGUUCGAGCCGGGCUUCCAGAUGAGGGAGCACGCCGAGUCGCGGGUCGCAGAGGCUCUGGAGAACGGCAGCAAGGGCAGAUUCAAGAAGGGCACGCUCAAACGGAUCGGCAUGGGCGACCGGGUGGACGACCUAGUCGAGCAUUUCAGGCCAUUGGUUGAUUUCUCGGCCAAGGUCCCAGACCAGCGGACCACGCGCGCGGUGGCCAAGGAUUUCAAGCUGAGGAAGGACCUGAUCGACGUGCGCGCGCUGAGGCAGAACGAGGCCAUUCCCCCGCCUCGCGGAGCUGCGCGGCGCAUGUGCGCCGACAAGGGCGCGCCAGCCGAUUUCUCCGACGCUUACGCGGACGACCCGAAUUGCACGACGAUCAAGCUGGCCACAUGGUAUCCAACCGACACGGUAGUCGCGAUCUACUUGAAGAAGCCGAUGGUUCAGACCUCCUUCCCCGCGGCGGUAACUUUACUUGGCAGCCCACCAGAAGCUUUCAAGCCCGACGAUCGUGAAGCAGACGCAGUACAUCGAGAUCUCCAUCGCGAAGGUGAAAGCUUCGGCGGCAAGCCUUCGGACAUCACCGCGGCCCAGUGGCGCGCUCUGAGGAAGCUCCACCUGAACCUGAGUCACCCGUUGGCACACGCGCUGAAGCGACGCCUGAAGUCCUACGGGGUUGUGCAGAAGGUGCUCGACGCGGUGGACAAGUUGGACUGCGCCGUGCGCAAGGAGCUCAGUAGGCCCAGCACUACGAGGUCGGCCAAGCGGAAGCUCUCGACGGAGUUCAACGAGAACGCGUUUCUGGACGAGGCCGAGGCGAUUCUCUCAGAUAAGACACGGUUGAUGGCGAUGGUGAUCCUGGAUGACGCGUCGAGCCUUAGGGUCAUCAUCCCCACUGCGGCAGCGCGGCCCAUCGCGGGCGAGGAGAGCCUUCGCUGUGUCUCGCAAGGAUGGCUAUCAUGGGCUGGCCUUCCGAAGGUGCUCCACUACAGUGCAGCGAGGGGCCACGUCGCGCAGCGGUUCGCGGAGAUCGGCGAGAAACACAACAUUAUGAUGGGGCCGGUCCCGGCACAGGCGCCUCAGCUCAAAGGCAGAGUGGAACGGGCGAUCGACUUCCUCAAGGACCAUUUCCAGCGCCUGAACCGCGACGUGCAGCUCACCAAGAGUGACGACCCAUUCGCGUGGACUUCGGUGAUAGCGAGUGCGCGCAACAACCGCAUCCGACGGACUGGUGCCACGCCAUGCCAAUACAUUUUGGGGCGAUCGCCCAACGUCCCGGCCUCGCUGAUCGAGGCGAUGGAGGGCGAUCAGAGGCAGCUGGCGGCGCAGAGCGCAGCGCUCUUCGAGGGCGGCCCCAGGGCCGCGGUUGGUCGGGUUCGCCCGCCGCGCGGGCCGUUCGUGCCGGGCCAGCUGGCACUCUACUGGCGUGAGGUGAAACACGUGAAGUCGAAGCGGCUCCAGGGCGAGCACGGGCGGCGCGGCCCGGCCAUUGUGCUGGCGGCCGAGGGCCACGCCAGGCUGCACCUCAGCUACCGCGGGGUGCCGGUGCUCGCGACGCCCGAGCAGGCGCGGCAUGCCUCUCGCGGUGAAGCCGAGAUGGUGGAGAAAAAGGACCUCGCCAGGCAGCUGUCGCACUGGCGCGGAGGGCCUACCCUCCAGAGGGGCUUCGUGGACGAGCGCGGGCCUGGGCCUGACGGGAGCGGUGGCCAGCGCGACAGGCGUCGCAAGAAGGACUUCGGCGACUCAGACAACGAGGACGCCAUGGGCGUCGCGCCGGCGAUCGAGGGCGACGAGGUUGACGACGAAGUUCUCUUCCUCAAGGUGAAGAAUCGCUCGAGGGACGCAUUGGCAAAGGGGACUGACACCGCGAAGCAGCAGGUCACCCCGAAGGAAAGUCGGGAGCUGCGCAGCAUCCCGCCAAAAUGGAAGACGGCAUUCGAGGCGAGCGACUUGGAAGAAUGGCGUAAGUGGAUUCAGUACGACGCUGUGGAGUGGCCGAGUGAAGAUGAGCUCGCGGGCGUCGGGAAGACGGACAUCCUGCCCAUGAGGCGCGUCCGCUCUGACCAGAAGGAGCCCGCGAGGGGAAGUCUCUCGCGCGAGCAACACCCGCUGAAGGCGAAGUCGCGGAACAUCGUCCCGGGCUACAAGGACGAGCAGUUGUUCGCGGGCGAGUUGCAGACGAACGCGCCGACGCUCACAAACACGGCCACGAUGGUGAUCAUCCAGGAAGCCGCCAGCCAGCCUGGCCGGAGCCUCGAGCAGGGCGACGUCGAUUCGGCAUUUCUGAAUGGGGGGGGGAAGCUGAUCGGUCUGAUCAGGACACGCGUCGACGAUGACCUCGUCGCGGGAUCGCCCGAGUUCUUCGCGAAUCAGGUGGCCAAGCUGAGGAAGGUGCACUGCUGCGGCAAGUGGCAGACGGCGAAGGUGGGGUUCCACCACUGCGGGCGCUUCCCCAAGCAGAACGACAACGGCACGAUCACAUGCCGCCAAAAGGAGUACACAGAGAGCACCGAGGAUAUUCCCAUCUCGGCUGAGCGCCUGAAGGCCAAGGAGGCGAAGGCCACGGCGGAGGAAAGGGCUAUGCUCGACAGCGGCAACAGCCAGAUCCAUCUGGCCUUCCCGCUGGUUGAAAGCCAAGCUCGGGCUCACGACAGCGACUUGAAGGUACAAGACCUACUGGGUUAUAACACGCUCGUGAGCGACGCCGAGACCGACCACGUGGACAUAACCUUCCAGAAGUUAGACAUGGACAACGCGAUUGCCGCGGCAGUGGGGGGCUCGAGCCACGGCAACGUGGGCAAGACGGAGACCGCUAGCCAGGCGGGCCUGCUCAUCUUGUUCGCGGAUAACACUGACGAUCAGUUCGUGCGCGGGCAGCCUGCUAGGGUUACCCCGAUGUUGUGGCGACCGCAUUGCAUCAAGCGGGUGGCACGGAGUACCCUGGCAGCCGAGACUAUGGCAGCGCUGGAGGCGGUCGAGAGUGGCGACAUGUUGAGACAACACCUGGUGGAGUUGCACCAUGGGCUGGGCUACCGGGCCCACAUGGACGACGUGCAGGCGAGCACAUUUGUGGGGGCCACGGACUGCAAGUCGCUCUACGAGCUGCUCCAGAAGCGAGGUGUGGUCCCGUCCGAGAAGCGGCAGCUCAUCGACAUCGAGUCGCUCAGGAACGACAUUGAGUUCAACGACGUGGCGAGCAAGCAGGACGUCCGCGCGGGCGACUACAUGAGGUAUGCGCUUCGAACGGGCGAGUGUUGUUUGACGGGGGACCCCAUGGCAGAGCAGGUGAUCUCCGAGCAGCGGAUGGAGCUGAAGGGUCGCAGGGGCGAGUACUGCCGCUCGAAGUACCCUCGUCGACAUCGACCUGCCGAUCAGCCUUUUGCAGGGGAAGGCGACGCGUACUUCGAGGACUGCAUCGCGGAUCUGAGGUACAAUGCGCAUGCAGCUCGACCUGCCCCCAAGCACUACCUCCGUUGGCGGGUGAUGCUGGGCCAGCGCGAGGACGGCAUCUACUACGAGAAGCUCAAGGGCGUGGUCGGCUGGUCUGGACUGGACCAAGUGGCGAAGCGUCGGAGGAUUUCGACCCAUGCGCGUAAGCUGUUGACGAUAUACGCGCCGACCAAAGAGGCCGAGCGCCACGAGAAGGACUUCACGGAGAAGCACAACCUGGAAAAGACGGACACGACCAAGGACAUCGAGCACCACGAGAAUACGGACGGCGCGGCGGACCUGGGCAACUCGAAGGAGAUCUACAUGAUGGACGCCGUGGGUGCCGAGACCGAGGAGAUCGGAGGAGGCGGCGGUGGAGCUGGUACAACGCUGGCGGCGCGUGCGGCGCGCCGGAUGGCGGUGGACCAGCGCGAGUGUCAGCCGAGGACUCGCAAGAAGGCCAACCACAACAUCGCUGCCCCGAACGAUGGCGAUGAGUGGGUCGAGAUUCCAGGCGAGCCGAGCAGUUCGGAGGAUCGGCAGACAGGAAGAAGACGACGGAGUUACCGAUGGAUAAGGCUCGCAGACUACAUGAGUGCUUGCAGCACACAUUCUACAAGCAGGUGGGAGCAUGACCUGGGCGACGCGCUGGAGGAUGAUAUCCUCCAGGAGCACCAGCUGGUGGUCGCAGGAUGGAGCAAGUGCCGCCAGGCUAGUCGCGACACAGAAAUGAUCCCAAAAGGCAAGAGCAGCGAGAAAGGAAAAGGCAAGUCACGGGCUACAUGCAGAGUGGACCCAGAUGAGUGUGUACAUCGAGCUGCUCAGCUCACGACUGUGGGUACCAACCAGUACAAGGAGAAGGUACGCUGCCGCCUGUGUGACACACUGGUCGUGGACCGAGACACGAAGUGUUGGUCCGAGGAGAAGGAGCUUCGUGCAGAGGUCAAGGCGAUCCGUCUCGACAAACAGAAGCAGGAGCUCUUGACACGGAGCGCUUAUCCCCCAGAGCAGCUGCAGUUGGAGAUUGGCAGCAAUAGCAGGGUAUCGGUCGAUUCGAUCGAGUUCUCCGAGCUGAACCCACCCCGACACAUUGAGGAGCGGAGGCGGCUGCUGCAGGACCUGCAGUCCUGCAACGACUCGGAGAAGCGCGAGAAGUACAACAGCGCGGCCGCGGCGGGGAUGGUCGCGGCGGCUCCUCCGCUCUCGCGGGCCGUCGGCGCGCCUUGGGACGGCGGCGGCGACAACGAGUCGGAGGCCGACGCGGAAGAAGCGCCCCUCUUCGGCGGCGCCGCGGCGGCGGGCGGCGGCGCCGCAGCGGCGAGCACCUCCAGCGCGCCCGCGCGGGGGCCGCCCGAGCGAGGCCAGGCCCCCGCCAGGCGGCUGCUGUUGCCCUGCGCCUGCAUCUGCUCGGCGGGCGUGGGCUGGUUCGGGAGGGGAGCGACGCUGUGGCCGAGAGCGCCCUCCGCUGCCUUGCCGGCCCCAGCGGCAGGGCUAGCACUGGCGCCGAAGAGCCCGUACGAGGUGCUCUACGACACGUGCGUGUGCGACCUGCGCGAGCUGGAGUGCCUUCCCGCCGCCGGGUGCCUCGACUCGGCCAUGGAGAAGGGCAGUGGGCAUCCUCCACGACGCCAUUCAAGGUGGCAAGGAUGUGCCGCCCGAGUUCGAGGAGCUGCUGAACGACCUCAUCGUCGGCCAGGUCAUGUGACGAGAGGACCUUCGCCCCCCGCGCGGCGGCGCCGAAGGCGCCAGUGCACGCGGCGGCUGGUGCAGAAGGCGUGA